AUGUGGAUUCGGGAGCAUCUUUACUUCAAUGGUUUCAGUAAAAAUUAUUUGAAUUGGAUUUGGCAUGGUGAGGCUGCGGAGAAUGAUAGAUUAAAUUCGAGUGUCAACCAACAGGCAACUGAUAAUUGUCAUGAUGAUUUUGAAACUGUUAAUUUGUGUGAGGCAGCGUAUGAUAACCAUACAGAAAAUCCAGAAGCAUUUAUGAAGUUUUUGGAGGAAGCAGAGAAGCCACUGUAUAAGGGAUACAAACGUUACACAAAGUUGAGUGCACUUGUAAAACUAUACAAUACCAAAGCAAGGCAUGGGAUGAGUGAUGCUCUAUUUUCAGAUCUACUAGCAGAUUUUGGGGACAUGCUGCCAGAUAACCACAAUCUGCCAUCGUCAAUUUAUGAAGCAAAGAAGACGUUGAGUUGUUUGGCUUUGAGUCAUGAAAAUAUUCAUGCUUGUUCCAAUGAUUGCAUCUUUUAUAGGAAACAAUAUAAAGACUGCGUAAGCUGCCCGAAAUGUGGCUUAUCAAGAUGGAAGCUAACCAAGAAAAAUGUUGAGAAGAAAGGUGUUCCUACCAAAGUGGUUUGGUAUUUCCCUCCCAUACCAAGAUUUAAGCGCAUGUUUAAAUCUUUAGAAACUUCCAGAAAUUUAACAUGGCAUGCAGAUAGCACAAGAGUUGUUGGUCAGUUACGCCAUCCAGUUGAUUCACCGUCAUGGAAAUUGGUGGAUCAUAUGUGGCCCGACUUUGGAAGUGAGGCAAGAAAUAUUCGCUUGGCACUUGCAGCCGAUGGAAUUAAUCCUCACAGCAAUCUUAGUAGUCGCUACAGGUCGAAACAGCCUGGAAACGAUAUCGACGUCUACCUUGAGGUUCUAGUUGAUGAUUUGCAGCUGUUGUGGGAAGGAGUUGAUGGAGUUUAUGAUGCUUAUCGAAGGGAGGUUUUCACUCUUAAAGCAGUUCUUUUAUGGACCAUCAACGACUUUCCUGCAUAUGGUAACCUUAGUGGAUGUACUACACAUGGUUAUUACGCAUGCCCAAUAUGUGGUGAGGAUACUUAUGCAAAGCACUUACAAAAUGGGAAGAAAAUGUCAUUUGCUGGGCAUAGACGAUUCCUACCACGAUUUCAUCCAUAUCGGAGGCAAAUAAAGGAGUUUAAUGGCAUGGAGGAACUUGGUGAAGCAGGUAGGCCAUUAUCUGGAAUUAAGUUGUUUGACAAGCUUUCAGACAUAACAUGUGAGUUUGGAAAGAAAACAAGUGGAAAAACCAAGGACAAUGUGGCAGCUAGGUUGGACAUGGUUCAGAUGGGAAUUAGGCCUCAAUUGGCUCCUAAAAUUGGUGAGAAAAGAACAUAUCUACCUCCUGCAGCAUGCUCAUUCACAAAAAAUGAGAGAUUACAAGUAUGUAGGUCAUUAAUGGAUAUAAAAGUUUCGGAAGGUUUCUCAUCAAACAUGAAGAAUCUUGUCUGCAUUGAUGAGAUGAAGCUGAGUAGCUUGAAAUCACAUGAUUCUCAUGUUAUAAUGCAGCACUUCCUGCCAAUAGUCAUACGUAAUUCUCUGCCAAAAUAUGUUAGAUAUAUUGUCAUAAGAUUAUGCUUCUUCUUCAAAGAUAUUUGUUGCAAGAUUAUCGAUGUAGCCAAGUUAGAUAAGCUGCAAUCUGACUUGAUCGUUACACUCUGCUUAUUGGAGCAGUAUUUCCCCCCUUCUUUCUUCGAUAUCAUGCUCCACUUAACAGUUCAUCUUGUUCGUGAAGUCCAAUUAUGUGGACCAGUCUACUUCAGAUGGAUGUACCCAUUUGAAAGAUGCAUGAAGGUGUUGAAAAGUUACGUAGGCAGUCGAAAAUAUCCGGAAGGUUGCAUUGUUCGGAGAUAUGCAGCAGAAGAAGCAGUUGAAUUUUGUUCAGAAUAUCUCAAUGACCUUGAUCCUGUUGGGGUCCCUAAAUCACUACGUGACCCAAAUGCAAGCAUUCCUGGAUUCUCAGCAAGCAAUUCAUCAAUCAUCAUCCAACAAAUUGAUCUCCAACAAGCACACUUGACUGUUCUAGAAAAUACAGAAGAAAUAUCUCCAUACAUUAUUGAACACAAAUCCUUCUUAAAGACAAUGUUUCCCAAAAAACAGAAAGAUGCAAGGUGGAUACAAGAUGCUCAUAAUAAGAGGUUCAUUGAUUGGUUUCGUGCAAAGGUGGCUGCUGAAAUCGAUAGUUGCAAUGGUGGAAUGACAUCGUCAUUGAGAUGGCUAGCCCAUGGACCAUGUGUGCGAGUCUUAAAGUGUGAUAGCUAUGUCAUAAAUGACAAUUUAUACCAAACAAAAGAGCGGGAUGAUGAGAAAGUUUGUCAAAACAGUGGUGUUUCUCUACUUGCCAACACGAUGCUUGUAUCAAAUGACAAAGGAAUACAAUACAAUGAUGAAUGUGGCUUCACCUUAGUUAAUCUGAACAAACGAGGCCACCAGAAGGAUGAAUUUGUGCUUGCAAGUCAAGUUAGACAAGUAUUUUAUGUUGCUGACCCGCUGAACAAAGGGUGGUCAAUAGUGCUUCAAGUUCCAAAUAGAUGUUACAAGGGAGAAGAGGAUCUUUGGACCAGAAUUCCCGAAGCUCGACCAAUUGAUAAUGUUGAUAUUCAUUGGAAAAGAAAAAUGCGUCCUAAAAAACAGCGAAAAAUAGCAAAAUAUGAUGAGCCACGUGUAGUUGAGGACACCGAACUACACCAAGAUGCUGAUGGGUUAGCAGCUGCAGAGCUAUGA
This is a messenger RNA of Zingiber officinale, 2724 nucleotides long. RefSeq lists its product as uncharacterized. Bases 1 to 2724 code for a protein of 907 amino acids. NCBI's taxonomy places the organism in Eukaryota, Viridiplantae, Streptophyta, Magnoliopsida, Zingiberales, Zingiberaceae. The transcript has 7 exons. The record is from RefSeq and is a predicted model, not a curated record.